Messenger RNA from Esox lucius (northern pike), 3448 nucleotides. It is a transcript of the gene serinc2l, whose product is annotated as serine incorporator 2, like. The coding region runs from base 374 to 1627 and encodes 417 amino acids. The record is from RefSeq and is a predicted model, not a curated record. Gene Ontology annotation, cellular component: membrane. Lineage: Eukaryota; Metazoa; Chordata; Actinopteri; Esociformes; Esocidae. The transcript has 8 exons.
AACUGAGAAAAGUUAGUAGUACAUCCCUCAUAUCCCCCAGCACAAUAAUAUAGCAGCGUAAUAUAGCAGCGUAUUCGGUUUCAUCGUUUUUGGUGAUGAGACCCAGGAUGGUGGUGUCAUCCGCAAUCUUCAGUAUGAUGUUGGAGUUGUGUGUGGCCAUGCAGUCAUGCAUGAACAGGGAGUACAGGAGGGGACUGAGUAUGUAGCCAUGAGGGGCACUGAUGCUCAGGGUCAGUGCAGAGGAGGUAAGGUUUCCCAUUCUCACCACCUGGGAGUCUGCUCGUCAGGAAGUCCAGGAUUCAGUUGCAAAGGGAGGUGUUAAGACCCAGGGUCCGGAGCUUGGGAAUGAGCUUAGCAGGUAAAAUAGUGUUGAAUGCAGAGCUGUAGUCUACAAACAGCAUCCUCACGUAUGUGUUAUCCUUUUCAGGCAGGCGAUGGGAGGUUUCAUUGGUAUGGGGACCUCAAGCCAGCAGUGGCUAGGGACAGUGAGCAGUUGUCCUGGUCCUCAGCAAACCUCACAUGGGAAUGGUGUUGGUCGCCUCAAACCAUGCAUAGAAGGUGUUGGAGAAAGGCGGCGGGACAGGCAUCACUGCUAUUCCUCCCUUUUGUAGUCGGUGAUGUUUCGCAGUCCACACCACUUAUGGGGUUCUGGUUCUUUAAGUUUCUGAUCCUGGUUGGAAUCACUGUGGGAGCCUUCUUUAUCCAGGAUGGAACCUUUCAUACUGUGUGGUUUUACUUUGGCGUGGUGGGUUCCUUCAUCUUCAUCAUCAUUCAGCUCAUCCUCCUCAUCGAUUUUGCCCACUCUUGGAACAAGAUCUGGGUGGGGAAUGCCGAGGAGGGCAACUCAAAAUGCUGGUUCGCAGGUCUGUUAUUGUUUACCUUCCUCCACUAUGCCCUGGCGCUCACUGCUGUGGUACUGUUCUAUGUCUACUACACCCAGUCUGACAACUGCACAGAGCACAAGGUCUUCAUCAGCCUCAACCUCAUCUUCAGCGUCAUUAUCUCCAUCAUCUCAGUCCUGCCCAAAGUACAGGAAGCCCAGCCCCAGUCCGGUCUGCUUCAAGCCUCCAUCAUCUCUCUCUACACCAUGUAUGUCACAUGGUCCGCCAUGACCAACAAUCCAAACCGUAAGUGUAACCCAAGCCUGCUGGCACUGGUGUCCAAUGUCAGCUUGAGCGAGUCCACCCCCACCAAUGCCCCAGGACAGGUGCAGUGGUGGGACGCCCAGAGCAUUGUGGGUCUGGUAAUCUUCCUCUUCUGCACUCUCUAUGCCAGUAUCCGUUCUUCUAGCAACGCCCAAAUGAAUAAGCUGAUGCAGACGGAGGAAGGCGGCGGUGGAUAUGGAGGGGAGGGCGAGGCUGGAAAGGACGGGGUGCACAGAGCAGUGGAUAACGAGGAGGAGGAGGUCACCUACAGCUACUCCUUCUUCCACUUUCACCUCUGCCUGGCUUCCCUCUACAUCAUGAUGACCCUCACCAACUGGUACCAGCCUGACACCACCACCCAAUCCAUGCAGAGCACAAUGCCAGCUGUGUGGGUGAAGAUUAGCUCCAGUUGGCUGGGCCUGGGUCUCUACCUCUGGACCUUGCUCGCCCCUCUCAUAUUCCCUGACCGAGACUUCAGCUGAACAGUCUCCUGGUCACCAUGAGCCUGUAGGCGAUCCAUUAUUUGUAUCGGUCUUGGCUACAUAUGAAAUACACUGUAUUUUUAGGUAUUAUAAACUUGGUGCUUUGAAUUCUUAUUGCUGAUUGACUGAUGGCUGUGGUAUAUGAGACGGUAUACUAUCGGUAUCACUUUUUAAUGCUCUAAUUGCAUUGAACACCUAUUUAUAAUACUACUAAGGCGUCUCAGGGGUUUGUGGUAUAUUGUCAAUAUACUCCACGACGCGUAGUGCCAAAGAACAACUCUUAGCCGUGGAUUAGUGGCUGUACCACACCACCUCGUUCCUUACUGCUUAAUUAUAGCACAAUGUUAACACUUAAAGUCCUUACUAAAUACCUUUUUUUUUGGGCCAUUAUUAUGCAAAGCUGCACUUAAUGUUUUCUAGCUUAUACAUUUUCUGAGAUCAGUUUGUCUCAGUAUGCACAUUACUAAAGUAUAGCAAAAAGCUAGUUCACCCAAAUGACAAAAUGGUGUUCCUACCCUGCCAGCAAUCUGUUGACAAAGUAUGUUUUGGUUUAGUUUCCCUGGUUGUAUUUUGUGGUGCAAGUCCAAACUCUUUGAGUAAAGAAAACUUUGCUGGUAUUUGUGCUACAUAUUAAUAUUUUGAAACGGUGCAAAGAGAUUUGACACUACAUCCAGAGACCACUUGCAGAGUGAGGAUAGCAAUGUGACAUUUUGUAAUUAGAGUCCUUACAAGGUUCAGAAACCUAUUACCUCACAUUGAUAAUAACAUCAGUCAGGAUUCCGCAGUUGAUAAAGUUGGCCUACCGACAGGCCUAGUUGUUGUUGAUUGGCUAGUUUAGGGAUUUCCCCAUCAUUGGCACAGCUCCCACAGUGCUGAAUCUUUAAGAGUCACCCUGUCCAGAGCCUCAGAGAAAUAGUGUAUGAGGGAGAUAAAGAGCAUCGGGACACACCCUAAUCAUUGUAAUAUCCUUACCUAUCUCACCCUAAGGCUGAGCUCUGCUAGGUCUGAUUAAGCUAACCUGAAUCAAACUGUGCACGCUCAAAUACAGUGUAGUCUAUAAGCAUUUGGACAGUGGCACAAGGUUUUUUGUUUUAGCUCUGUCUGUUGAGCAUAUUCACCUACAAUCUUCAUGGUUUAUAGAUUUAUUUAAUUUAUAGUUAAGUCUUCACUUUAACCUCUUAGCAAUUUAAUUUCAACUCCAGUGUGCUGGAAUACAGAGCCAUAACAAAUGUACUUGUCAUUGUUUGAAUGUUUAUGGACUGCACUGCAUUUUUUGUUAACAAUCUUUUUCAACAUAGUAACUAUGGAGAAUGUGCAUCCAGGUUAGGCCAAUAGAGCUUAGGUUUGACUCAGCUCAGGAGUGAAAAAAGGCUCUGUUAACCCCAAUUGUAGCAUAUUUAACUCUGGGGCUACACACAGUCCUCUCGAAGACAUCUGUGGUUCUGUUCCAUCAAUUGAAGUCUUUCUGGGACUUCUAUAUCCAUUGUCGUAGAUCUGUGCCAGUGUAUAUUUGUGUCUGAGGAGAUGUAAUUAUGAUUAGUUGCAGUCCAUCUCUUGGGAGUAUCUUUUUGGGAGCAGAUUCUGAAUAAUCCUGGACAGAAGCUAUUUCUGUGUAUUUUAUUGUAAUAGUUGGACUAGGCUUACUCUCUGGAAAACUGGCGACCUUUAUGUCUAUGGGGAUUUAGGUGAGGAAGUUGGAUUCUGAACUGUACUAUGAAAUGCCAUGUUGCCACAAUAUUACUGAGUAAGCUUAUUAAACCCAUUAGUUUACAAGCUCUAUGACCAUGUAUUUCAAUAAAGGUUUGAUUAUUGGUCACAUGA